AUGAUUUCUUUAGUUUGGAAACAUUCAGAAGAUCUAGCAAAAUUGGCUAUACUGAAUCGUGUUGAUGAGCAAGCUAUCAAAUGUAUUUCAAUUCAUGCAACAGCAAAUGCUGCUAAAGAUCAUUUUAUAGCAUCAACUAUACAUGUUGAAUCCAAUAUUGGAGCAUCUAAAAAUUUAAACCUAGAUCAACCACUAAUUCAGAGUAAAUUAACAGAAGAGAUCGAAGAAGAUAAUUACAAUGUGCUCAAUAAUGAUCGAAAUGACCAAACAGAGGAAUUCUAUGACAAUAAUGACAUAUAUGAAGAGGAUACUUUGACUGAAGAAACACCAACAGAAAAUCUUGAGGAAGUGGAUCUUGUUAAAUUUAAGAGAAUUUAUGAGAAAAUGGAAGACCAAAAAAAAUGGAUCUUAAAUUCUGGUAAAGUGGUGGAGGAUGAGUUAUAUAGGUUUGGAAUUAGAUGUGAACAUGAGCACCCUUGCCACUCAUUCAUUGUAGAUCCUUGUGAUGAAAAUUACAUUGAAAAAGGAAUUUUUAAUAGAACAGAAUUAGAUGAAAUUUGUACUUAUAAAAUAAAACCUAUUCCACAGAUGCCUCAACAUUUAUUAAAUUAUAUUGGUAGUUUUCAUGCUAAAGUAACUUACUUAAUAAAUAUGACGCCUGAAAUAACCAUAAAACAUGAGGCAGAAAAAUUGCUUAAAUUACAUCCCAACUUGGAUCUUGAUCCAAAUUCCUCAUUUCAAGGAAUGCAGAAAUACGAUCCAACAAAGGAUAAUGUAGACAAGCCACCUAGACAUCGCAAAUUAAAAAGAAAACCAUAUCGAUUGAAUUCAUAUGAAUUGGAGCAAGAAGCUCUAGAAAAAGCAAAAUAUGAUAAAUUGAAAUUCAUGAAAAACGAUGAGGCUUUAACUAAAAAUUUAUUUAGGAAUAUUAGAUUUAUUAGAGAUUACACUGAUCCAAUUGAUAAUAAGACAUACAAAUUAUAUACUAUUGCUUGUUUCUAUGAAGAACCUGGUAAAAAUAAAUACGAAGUUAUUAUCUAUAAUUGUAGUGAAAAAGAAUUUUCUGACGAUGGUAAAAGAGCAUUACUUGAUGAUAAAAAAUUUUUGAUAAAAUUACAUGAAUCGAAAGCAAUAAUUAAUAAAGAUAUUUUUGGAAAUUUUUUGAAUCCCUUGGUUCUGUUAUUGGCUCUUAAUAACAAAAUAGAAUAUGAUUCAGAUCCAACUCAUGGAAUUUCUCAGAAAGAUAUUAACGAUUUGUGUAAAGAGCUUCAUAGUUAUCGAAAACAAAUUGAUACUAAUAUUAAUACAUCGGACCCAUAUCAAUUGGCUGCUCAUUUUGCUGACCAAACAAAACGUGAACAACAAAAAAAAACAGUUUUACAGCAAUCGCCUCAAUUAAUACAAUCACCUCAAUUAAUACAAUCACCCCAAUUAAUGCAAUCACCCCAAUUACAACAAACAUCUCAAUUACAACAACGACAAUUACAACAACAGCAAAGACAACAACAGUUACAGCAAACGCCCCAAUUACAACCACAACAAACGCCCCAACCACAACAAAUGCAAUUACAGCAGCAAAUACAAUCGCACCAACAGCAGUUACAGCAGUUAAAACGACAACUAUCUCAAUCAGACAAUUCAACAAUGGCAUUGAAAAAUUCUUCUGAAAAACCAAAAACCCAACAUUUAUAUUAUAGUGACGAUAAGGCACCAACUAACAUACAACAACAAAACAUUAUUCCUAUCAUGAACAUAACUACAAAUCAACGUCCACCUAUAGCUGGGAUGCAACAAAAUGCUAUUCCUAUUACAAACAUGGCUGCAAAUCAACAUCCUUCAGUGACUUCCAUACAACAAAAUGUAAACCAACGUCCUAACAUAGCUGCCAUACAACAAAAUGCUACCAUGAACGUAGCUACAAAUCAACGUCCUCCUAUAACUUAUGUUCAACGUGGUGCAGCAGCAUAUACAGCAACAGCAUCUACAGCAUCUACAGCAGCAUCAUCUACAGCAGCAGCAAAUACAACAGCAGCAGUUACAACAACAGCAAAUACAACAGCAGCAGUUACAACAGCAACAUUUACAAAACCAGCAACAAUAAUGCCAAUGAUAAUAAUAUCAAAAACUUCUUAA
Molecule: messenger RNA, 2133 nt
Organism: Entrophospora sp. SA101
Lineage: Eukaryota; Fungi; Glomeromycota; Glomeromycetes; Entrophosporales; Entrophosporaceae
Source: the annotation of a GenBank genome assembly